Molecule: messenger RNA, 1854 nt
Organism: Rotaria sp. Silwood2
Lineage: Eukaryota; Metazoa; Rotifera; Eurotatoria; Philodinida; Philodinidae
Source: the annotation of a GenBank genome assembly
AUGUUAAGUAAUGCUCGUAAAUAUAUACCACCAUGUCAAAGUCGAUUUUGUUAUAAACGUAUAAAGGAUAUUGCAAAUACAGAAUAUGAAAAAGUAUUAAGUUCAGUGCAACAGUGUCUUACAAAAAAUGAAAUGUCAAUUAAGGAUCAACGUGCAGCGGAAUCAUUUGCAGAUUUACAACAAAUUAUUCAUGAUUUAUAUUGCAAACGAUUACCAGAUAAAUUAUAUCGACAUGCUCGAUGUGAAUAUAAACAAGUUAAACGUCUUCAAAAAUUAUUACAGCAUCGCCGAUCAAAUAUGAUGAUAUGCCGAGUUGAUAAAAGCGAAGGCUUCUAUAUUGGUGAUAAAACUAUCAUGGAACACAAAACUCUGGAAUAUAUGAAUACAACUGAAGCUUAUCAAGAACUUACUAGUGAUUAUUGUCCUUUAGCUGACAUAUUACAAGCAACCACAAGUGUUCUCGAUUAUUUCGUGAAGAAAAAUAUCAUUACAUCAGCUAAACGUGAUAAACUAUUACCGAAUUUAGAUAAACUUGAACUACCUUAUCUAUAUCCAUUACCAAAAAUACAUAAGCUUGGAAUUCCUAUCAGACCUAUCGUUUCUGCACUACAUGCACCAGUUAAUUUAACUUCAAAAUUUUUAUAUAAACUUUUAUCACCGAUCUAUCUACAAGUGGCUUAUGAAACAACAGUGAUAAAUAAUAUUGAUCUAAUUCGUAAAUUAGAAAAUUAUACAGCCGAUGGUCAUCUUACAUCAACAACAAAGUUUAUUACAGCAGAUGUUGAAAAUUUAUAUACGAUGAUACCAAGAGAUGGCGGACUUCAUGCAUUAUUACGAUUUCUCCAAAAAUAUUCUAAACAUGGCAAGAUAGGACCAUUUAGUAUAGAUAUGAUAAUGAAAAUGGCCCGUCUCAUUUUGGACAACAACUAUUUUGCAUAUAUAAAUAAGUAUUAUAAACAAACUCGUGGUGGAGCGAUGGGCUCUGCCUUUACUCAAGUAUAUGCCAAUAUAUAUAUGUUAGAAUGGGAAGAAAACUUAAUUCAAUAUCAAUCUUCGAAGAAUGAAAUUUAUGGAAGGUAUAUUGACGAUAUUUUUAUGACAACCAAUGAAUCAUAUGAUAUAAUCUCAGCCGUACUUGAACAAGCACAAAAACAAGAUGUUAAUAUUAAAAUAAAUCCUACUAUUAGUAAUUCCGUUAAUUUUCUCGACAUUACUAUAAAUAAUACUGAUGGACAACUUACAACAUCGAUCUAUCACAAGCCUACAGCUGAUCCUUAUUACUUACCAUAUCAAUCAGAUCAUAUUCAUAAUAUUCACCGCAAUAUACCAUAUACUGCAUUAGUACGUGCAGCACGUCUUUGUUCAAAUCUUCAUCAAUUUCAUAGGGAACGUUUAAGAAUUCAUGUAUCCCUAUUAUUAAACGGUUAUCGACCACACUUUAUUUCGAAUCAUUUUCAACGAUUCUUCCAAGUCAAUAAAUCUGAUAUUCUAUAUAGAUACUUCGAUGACAAAAUGUAUGCUCAAUUACACCGAAAAUUAUUAUAUCAAACUUCAAAGCGUAAACUAGAAGAAGAAGCGAUGAAAAAAGAUCCUGUUGUAUUUCCACCAGCAUUACAACAGCGACCAUGGAAUGAACGACAAAUGUAUAUUAGAUAUCGAUAUGAAAGUGGCCAUAUUUCGAUGUUUCCAAAAGAAUUUCGUAGAUGGUGGAAAAAACAUUAUCUAUCACCAGGAUCAGAAGCCAACCGCAUAAAACUUCGACUCAUUCCUCAAACAAAUCGAUCAUUACAAAACUAUCUUAUACGCAAUAGGCCAAGCAAACGUAUUCUCAAACAAAAAGAUAUGAAUACAUAG